Chelonia mydas (Green sea turtle) is the source of this 1945-nucleotide messenger RNA. RefSeq names its product aromatase. Gene Ontology annotation, molecular function: oxidoreductase activity, acting on paired donors, with incorporation or reduction of molecular oxygen; monooxygenase activity; iron ion binding. The transcript has 9 exons. The coding region runs from base 136 to 1647 and encodes 503 amino acids. The record is from RefSeq and is a predicted model, not a curated record. Lineage: Eukaryota; Metazoa; Chordata; Testudines; Cheloniidae.
UGGUAUGAAUUUGCUCAGUUACAGGACUUGCAAAGGGGUUGCAAGGUACCAAUUAAAGGUGUCUUAGCAUUUUGAAACUUUCUGCCUCUUUCCAUAUUUUUCCCCCUGAAGGCAAAGUAGACUCUCUUAGAAAAGAUGAUACUGGAAACCCUGAAUCUGAUGCAUUACAAUAUCACCAGAGUGGUGCCAGAAGUGAUGCCAACUGCCACCGUGCCCAUACUCCUCCUCAUGUGCUUUCUUUUCCUAAUAUGGAAUUAUGAAGAAACAUCGAUACCAGGGCCUGGUUUCUGUAUGGGAAUUGGUCCCCUCAUUUCACAUGGGAGAUUCCUUUGGAUGGGAGUGGGCAAUGCCUGCAACUAUUACAAUAAGAUGUAUGGAGAAUUUAUGAGAGUCUGGAUCAGUGGAGAGGAAACACUCAUUAUUAGCAAAUCCUCCAGUAUCUUCCAUGUAAUGAAACAUGGGCAAUAUAUCUCUAGAUUUGGAAGCAAGCUUGGGUUACAGUGCAUUGGCAUGCAUGAAAAUGGUAUUAUAUUUAAUAAUAACCCAGCACUCUGGAAAGAAAUUCGACCUUUUUUCACCAAAGCUUUGUCUGGUCCAGGUCUCGUGCGCAUGAUAGCAAUUUGUGUUGAAUCAACGAAAGACCAUCUGGACAGAUUGGAGGAUGUGACUGCUGGACCGGGAAAUAUCAAUGUGCUGAAUUUUAUGAGACAGAUCACACUGGACGCUUCUAACACACUCUUUCUCGGGAUCCCUUUGGAUGAAAAUGCCAUUGUGCUUAAAAUUCAGAACUACUUCGAUGCUUGGCAAACGCUUUUGCUGAAACCUGACAUCUUCUUUAAGAUUUCUUGGCUGUACAAGAAAUAUGAAAAGUCAGCCAAGGAUUUGAAAGAAGCAAUUGAAAUCUUAAUAGAACAGAAACGACAGAGACUUUCCACUGUUGAAAAAUUGGAAGACCACAUGGACUUUGCAUCACAACUGAUUUUUGCACAGAGUCGUGGAGAUCUGACUGGUGAGAAUGUGAACCAGUGUGUGCUGGAGAUGAUGAUAGCUGCACCUGACACACUGUCUGUGACUCUCUUCUUCAUGCUAGUACUGAUUGCAGAGCACCCUAAAGUGGAAGAGGAUAUGAUGAAGGAAAUCCAAGCUAUUAUAGGUGACAGAGAUGUACAGAGCAAUGACAUGUCAAACUUAAAGGUUGUGGAGAAUUUUAUUAAUGAGAGUAUGAGAUACCAGCCAGUUGUGGAUUUGGUCAUGCGCAAGGCUUUACAAGAUGAUGUAAUUGAUGGCUAUCCUGUGAAAAGGGGGACAAACAUCAUUCUGAACAUUGGACGUAUGCAUAAGCUUGAAUUCUUCCCAAAGCCUAAUGAGUUUUCUCUCAAAAAUUUUGAGAAGAACGUUCCUUCUCGCUACUUUCAGCCAUUUGGAUUUGGCCCUCGUGGCUGUGUAGGAAAGUUUAUUGCCAUGGUAAUGAUGAAGGCGAUCCUGGUGACUCUUCUGAGACGGUACAGAGUACGGACCCCGAAAGGAAGAGGCCUUAACAACAUCCAGAAAAGCAAUGACUUAUCCAUGCACCCAAAUGAACGACAGCCCUUUUUGGAGAUGUUUCUCAUGCCAAGAAGAAACAUAGACAAGUGUCAGGAUGACUAACAACACAUCACUAGUGGUCUCAGAGGUCUAAGGUUUCUGAGGUUGUAGUCAAAUUCUGAGAAAUGUCCACCCUCCUAGGUGCAGUCACGCAUGCUCUGAACUAAACAUUUUGUUGUUCUUAAUGCAUUGCUGCUCUAGGUGAUCACGUGUUCUGCUGCACAGCAGAACCAGGUUCUGGUCACUAUUCAAAACUGAUAAAUAAGUUCCAAGUAUAUAGACAAGUGCUGUCUUCAGUUGAUGAGAUGUUGCAUGCAGAAACUGUCAUUACUUUUUAAAAAACAUCCAAUUCAAACAGAAU